AUGACGUACUCAAAGAAGACAGUCGAGGAAUCAGUCACUUUCAAAAUUGGGGAUCCACACCGCACACCACGAUUGCCUUCUCAUUCACGCCAUGCACCACAAUCGCCUUCUCAUUCACGCCAUGCACCACAAUCGCCUUCUCAUUCACGCCAUGCACCACGAUCACCCUCUCCAACACACUCCAUGCUGUCAUGUACUUGUUCGGAUGUACCAGAGCCAAAGCAUCAUGAUCGCCGAUCAGCUGCAGAGUCGGAUACUGCACAAUUCAGUACCACUCAACAAGCGACUGUAGCCUCGUGCACACCCCAUCCUGAUGAGCUGUAUCUGCCUGCUGGCACUCAAGUUCAAGGAUACUAUGUGGUAACUGUUGGUCAGGAAGUCGGUAUUUUUUUCGCUGUACGCAUUGAUGGAAUCAGUGGCGCAUCUCACACCAGAUAUGAUCAUUGGGCUGACAUGUUGGAGUUGUACAUGAGCCACUACAAUACGGGACUGCUCCAUGCAGUUCCCACUGUUGGAGGAUCGUUCUGGCCAGUUGGAAUCAUACACCCUACUCCACCUCCUAGUCCGACCACUACAACCUCAUCUACCAACUCCGAGGAUCUUUGGUCUUAUCUUGAAGACUUAUCUGAGCACAUGAGUCAGGUUUAA
This is a messenger RNA of Suillus paluster, 648 nucleotides long. RefSeq lists its product as uncharacterized. The coding region runs from base 1 to 648 and encodes 215 amino acids. The transcript is spliced from 2 exons. The record is from RefSeq and is a predicted model, not a curated record. Lineage: Eukaryota; Fungi; Basidiomycota; Agaricomycetes; Boletales; Suillaceae.